CCCUUCCUCAGUCCCCUUCUGUCAGUUGGUUAUCACCGCAGUGGCAGCUGCCGGUCCGGCUGGGCUUCCCCCCACUUUCCGUCCCAACCGGCCUCGGCAAGGAGCUCCCGCGUUGCCCUUGGGGUCUUUCUGUGAGGUUCCCCCCACUCCUCUGCCAAUGCCAUGGACUCGCCUCCAAUGCUGCACCCGGUGAAGCUCUACGUUUACGACCUGUCCAAGGGCAUGGCUCGGCGCCUCAGUCCUAUCAUGCUCGGUAAGCAGCUGGAUGGCAUCUGGCACACCUCCAUAGUUGUCCACAGGGAUGAAUUCUUCUAUGGCAGUGGUGGGAUCUCCAGUUGUCCACCUAGUGGAACACUGCUCGGGCCUCCAGACUCUAUUGUAGACUUAGGAUGCACAGAAGUUUCAGAAGAGCUCUUCCUGGAAUACUUGUCCUCACUGGGGGAAUCUGUGUUCCGUGGAGAGUCUUAUAAUCUUUUUGACCAUAACUGUAAUACAUUCAGCAAUGAAGUGGCACAAUUCUUGACAGGGAGAAAGAUACCUUCUUACAUCACUGACCUUCCAUCUGAAGUUCUUGCAACACCUUUUGGACAAGCUCUCCGACCUCUCCUUGACUCCAUCCAGAUCCAGCCCCCUGGAGGAAAUAAUUUCAGCAGACAUAAUGGACAAAGCUAGCAGACAAGGUGGAAAAUGCCUCGAUUCAUCAUGGCGUUUCCUUUUUAAACUCCAGCAUACCAGGUUCCUAACUUAGAAUUCUUGCCAGGUUUCAUGGUGAGAUGGCAUUUCAGACUUUCUAGGGAGAGUAUUUCCUGGAUUGCAUGUGAUAUGAUGCUACCAGAAAAAAAACUUGUCAUAAAGUCAAAUAGUGUAUUUACUUACUAAAGUUGUUUUUGUCUUGGUUCACUUCAAAAGCUUUUUAAAUAUCCCCUGCUGAGAAAGGGGUGAUUAGGAAACCCAUUGCACAAUGCAGAGCAGCCUUCCCCAGCCUGGUACCCUCCAGAUGUGUUAGACUACAAUUCCCAGCUUCCCCUGGAUAGCCCUAGUAGUUGUGGAUGCUGAAAGUUAUAGUUCAACACAUUCGGGGGGCACUAGGCUGGGGGAGGCUGAUUUAGAGUAACUUGGGCAGCACUGAAUAUGUUAGUCUUCGCCAUUCCUUGCCAGACCUGCUUAUUUUCAUUACCCUUCUUACACUGUAUUUGUGCCCGCCGUAAUCCUAAAUGUGUGAGUCUUUCAACACUGAAGUUCUAAAUACUAACCCAAUAUUAAACUUGAAUAUUCUUUUAAUUCCUUUGUAGGAGAGGAAAUAAGCUAAAAUAUGUGAAAUAAUUUUGAGUAAUGGUUCUUAAAUGGAUAAUAUAGAUUAGUUUCCCAAUGGCAGUAAUCUCUACAAUAAGCUGUUAGAUGGAUUUCUAAUUCUGGAUGAGUGACUGCACCUGUCUUGCAGUACCGGAGCUGGACCAGAGGCAGCAUAUGGACUCUCCAACAUUGGAUAGAAACUCCCCCCCCCCCCCCGGCAAUUCCUCUAUUCAAGAAGGCCGCUAGAGGCAUGUGUCUAGUUUGGCACAUACCUUCUAUAACAAUUCAUUCCUCAAGAAGGCUGAUACCACAGGCAAUUUAAUUUGAGCUAGGCUGGGAAUAGCUGGAUAAUAACCAUGCUGGAAAGAAGUCCAAAAUCUGUAUUAAUAUCCAUCAUUUCAGACAUGGGGAAUUUGAGCCUCAAACUAGAUAUGACUUUAAGCAGGUGAUUCAAAUCUUUGCUUAGACUGGUCAUGUCUGUUCACAAAAAUCAGUGUUGGGAACUUCCCCUCCCUGCCCAUCAGUCUCAAUUGAAUCAGGGCUCUCUUCAUUUCCCCCCUCUAGUGGGUAUGUUUAGAGAAGCAUUCUGAGGCAAUGGCUGCUACCUUUUAAGAGUACUGUCUGGAAGAAAAGAAAACCUAACAAGUCCUUGCACUUAACUUGGCUUGGUCUGCUGUAUCAGAUAUUAAUUCAGUUACCUUGAUACACAGUGAAAACUACCAAUUCCUGCUCAUACUUGGCAGGAAGCGCAGAACAUCAGUUAGUACUCAGAGAUCACAUUUACUUUAGUCUAUUCUUUUCAGUAUUUUUAUACAGCCUAUCUGCCAAACCUACCAACAUGGUGUACUGCAAUAACCAACAAUAAGAACAUUGUAAAAAUAUCAAAAUAGUAGGCCAUCAUUUUAAAAAACAAAGGCAAUGCUACUAAUGAAAUAAUUUACAAGGCCAAGGGUAAAGAGAUAUUUUGACAUAUUUUCUAAAAGUAUAAGAGGAGCACUCAUAGCUCAGGGGGUUGAGGGAUAUUCCACAAUUGGGGAACAACACAGGAGAAAACCCUCUCACAUACACCCAUCAAAGUGGGCCUCUGCAAGUGGCAGUAUCCUCAAGGGCCACUCCUGGAGAUCAUAACUGGACAGGUUCAUAACGGGACAGGCAGUCCCUUAGAUAGCCAGGCCCUAGUCCAUUUAGGCCUUUACAGGUUAAAACCAACACCUUGAAUUGAGCCUGGAAAACAAUUGGUAACCAGUGCAGGUCUUUCACUAUUGGGCUAUAACAUAGCUGCAUUGUAUAACAUGUAAGUAUAAAAUGCAACCCUAGGGAAGUAGCUAGAUUGCAAUCUGGUGGUAUGUCAGGGUUGAGGCAUCAGGAAAAAAUGCAGCUGCUGCACCUCCUACCCAAGUCACCACCAGUCCUUUUGCCUGCCUGCCUCCCUUUCCUGGUGUGAUAUCAAACAAGUUGUCCUUGCUAUGGCAAGGCAGUGGAAGAGUGGGGUAGGCGGUGCAGUGGCUGCAUUCUCACCUGCUGCCUCAAAACCUUUGGACAGGUUCCCCAGAUUGCAACUCAGCUACACUAUGUUUUUCUACACCUAUUUUGCCUGGUGUGACUAUCUAAGAAUCAAGGUAACAGUUCUGGUUCUGAAUGUUCUUUCAGUACAUUAUCCUCAGUUUGUAAAAAGACAUCUGGCUCCCCUUCUUCUUUAUCACAUUAGAUGUGGGUUUGUGGUAGGGGAGAAAAGCAGCAGGUGUAAAUAUCUUUGAAAAUUCAUCCUGCUGAUGUUUGUAGAACCACUAAGUAACUGGCUUCUUUGAAGUUCUUCCAUUCCUACAGCCACGUCCAAAACAGAUCUACUUCCUAGUCAGCUCCACCAAAUGUAAUGGGACAUACUUUCUAGUAGGUAUGUUUGUGGACUUAGAAAUGCCUGCCAAUGGUUCCUUUUUACUUGUGUGUAUCAUCUAAAGCAUUCCUUCUGCUUAUUUUUCUAUGUGCCUCUCUCCAACUGACUAGUGCAUUUGACCAGGUGGAGAAAUGGAUGAAGUCCUGGAUCUUACUUGACCACGCUUCUUAGUACUUUCCUUCCCACAACCUUGGAAAGUGCAACGUGAUCCUAUGCAUGUUUCCUCAGAAGUAAGUCCCACUGAUUUCAGUGUGCCUUGCUCCCAAGCAAGUGUGUAUAGGGUUUCAGUCUUGGACAUCUUCAAUGGGACAGAAGGGAGAUGAUGCCUCUUGGAUUAUGGAACUUGAUUUGUCCUUCCUAUUGUUUCCAGUAAAGAGAUGAGUCUUUUGCUGUUAUGUAAUAAAAAUAGGCUCUAUUUUGACUUGUGUGCAAUAACAAUUAGAGCCUCUUCAUUGAACAGAGACUUCCUAGAAGAGGCUUUAUUUCAAGACUGACUCUUCAUUCUAGGACAUAAAUGAUUGAUUGUAUGUCGUUCCUCCUGCCAGUUAACACAGUUGACUGAGGGUAUUCAUAGUCAAGAGGACGGUUUUCAACUUGAUUAGAAAGGAUAGUCAUGUAUAUACCCCGCAUUCCACCCAAUCCCAUGUAUUUAUAAGUAUAUAAAAGUAUAAGCCAUGUAUAUGUAUGUAAAUUGAUCCAUUUCCAACCUGAAGUGGCUGACAAUGCGCAGAGCAUAGGCUUGGCCCAAGUGGUGGGUCUGCCAUUUCUGGGGAUUCCUGUUUUCCAUUUUAUAAUUAAAAUAGAGCCUUUGCCAGAAA
This is a messenger RNA of Elgaria multicarinata webbii, 4005 nucleotides long. It is a transcript of the gene DESI1, whose product is annotated as desumoylating isopeptidase 1. The transcript has 6 exons. The record is from RefSeq and is a predicted model, not a curated record. Lineage: Eukaryota; Metazoa; Chordata; Lepidosauria; Squamata; Anguidae. Gene Ontology annotation, biological process: protein modification by small protein removal. Gene Ontology annotation, molecular function: peptidase activity. The coding region runs from base 163 to 672 and encodes 169 amino acids.